AUGGAUCUCGGGCUCUGGGACCAACUGGACUUCGCUGGACUCUCGGCGGCUCCAGAGUCCAGCGAACAUGUAUUCGAUGACUCUCUCCACCACCUCAGCGCCGACCACUCAGCCGGAGAGUCGUCGUCGUCGUCGUCGUCGUCGGCGACCCUCUCGAACUCUCCACAACAAGCCAUCGUACCGCGCGCGCCCAUACCGAUAGCCCCCUUGGGUGCAGUCACUAGGGAUCCUGUGAAGAAGAAGAAGCUUGAGAGGAGAGGGCAUUUCAAGUCCCGCAACGGCUGCUUCAACUGCAAGAAGAGGCGGAUCAAGCCGAAACACCAGAUACCCCUUUUCACCAUGCAGGACAUGCGCUUCUUUCAGCACUUCCUCCAAUAUUCGUUCCCCCACCACCCCCUUGGCAACGACGCGAUCUGGACCCACGAAGUCCCAUGCUUGUCUUAUAACUAUGAAUUUCUCAUGCACAGCAUCCUUGGUCUCGCCGCCUCGGAGCUGAUCGCAUCCGACCCCUCGCUCGCCGAGGCAGCCAUGGCUCAUCGCCUCAAGUCUAUACAGGCCAUCAAGCGCAAGCUGGCGGACAGCAACCAGGGAAUCACCUAUGCUGAGGGAAAUGCCUUGAUCGCAACCUGUUUUGCUCUCACCUUCCAGAGCGUUAUCCUGGAGGACGGCAUGACCGAGUACAUGGCCUUCAUCCGGGGCGUCAUCAUAGUAGUGAUACAGAUGUGGAAGGCAGGUGUUAACUUCAUGUUCAAGCACCUUCUUGAACAAGACCAGAAGGAUCUCCUCAAGCCUCACAUAGACAAGGUGACUCUUCCGGAUAGGAUGUGGGAAUGGAAGGCCGGGGCCUUGGCGUCCCUUGCGGGGAUAAAGAACCUAUGUGCCGGGGACGACCUGAAGAUGAAGUACCUUCAGAUGACUGAAGAUAUGGCCAACGGGCUCCACGAGGAGUCGCCUUAUAAAGCAUACAAGGCUAUGGGCGAUCACUACUCUUGGUGGAUUAUGCUCCCGCACGAGGAGUUCUCCAGGAUAGUGGACCCUAGCGACCAGGUCUUCACGCUGCUGGCUGCCAACUGGAUCGCCAUCAAACAGAUCAUGGCCGUGAUCACCGAGGUGGAAAAGGAGUGGUCCCAGAAGCAGAGCGACAAGGGCAACGUCGACGAGGGUAUGGGCCGGUGGCUGAGACAUCUCAACCGGCAGGUCGAGCCAGACUUUGUCCGCUACAACCAGUGGCCAAUGUGGGUGCAGGCGCAGCUCGAGAACGACCCGUGCUUCUUUGGGAAGGCGUCCAGGGCCGGGAAGCCCAUAGAACGCUCGUGCGUGGGGUAUGCGAAGCUCAUUACGUGA
Messenger RNA from Diaporthe citri, 1344 nucleotides. RefSeq lists its product as uncharacterized. The transcript has 6 exons. Gene Ontology annotation, biological process: regulation of transcription by RNA polymerase II. The record is from RefSeq and is a predicted model, not a curated record. The coding region runs from base 1 to 1344 and encodes 447 amino acids. Lineage: Eukaryota; Fungi; Ascomycota; Sordariomycetes; Diaporthales; Diaporthaceae. Gene Ontology annotation, molecular function: DNA-binding transcription activator activity, RNA polymerase II-specific.